Apis mellifera (honey bee) is the source of this 1310-nucleotide messenger RNA. RefSeq names its product charged multivesicular body protein 2a (gene Vps2). The transcript is spliced from 5 exons. Gene Ontology annotation, biological process: endosome transport via multivesicular body sorting pathway; late endosome to vacuole transport; protein transport. Gene Ontology annotation, cellular component: ESCRT III complex; multivesicular body. NCBI's taxonomy places the organism in Eukaryota, Metazoa, Arthropoda, Insecta, Hymenoptera, Apidae. The record is from RefSeq and is a predicted model, not a curated record. Bases 291 to 974 code for a protein of 227 amino acids.
UAUUUUGUAAAUCUUAUUACAGUAUUAUGCUAUUAUGAUAAAAUCGUAUCGUAUUUUCUAUUUUAAGAAAGACUGAAAUGUCAAUCAAAAUCAAAAUUGUCUGAGAUAUAUAUAUAUAUAUAUAAAAUAGUAUUAAUCAUUUUGGUAUUGUGAUUCAUACAGAUAGUCUGACAGAUCGAAUUUUCAAUAUAAAACUAACCUAAAAAAAGUAAAUUUCGAACACUCAAGAUUUAUUUGACUAUAAUUUUUUCAUUUAAAUAUAGGUAAAGUUGUGAUAUUCUAUUCCAAUCAUGGAAUGGUUAUUUGGGAAAAGAAUAACUCCUGAGGAGAUGCUUAGAAAAAAUCAAAGAGCAUUAAACAAAGCUAUGCGAGAUCUUGAUAGAGAAAGAAUGAGAAUGGAACAGCAAGAAAAGAAAAUCAUUGCAGAUAUAAAAAAACUUGCUAAAGAUGGUCAAAUGGAUGCAGUGAAAAUUAUGGCAAAAGAUCUUGUAAGAACUAGACGCUAUGUGAAAAAAUUCAUGCUAAUGAAAGCGAAUAUUCAAGCAGUAUCUUUGAAAAUUCAAACUUUACGUUCACAAAAUACCAUGGCACAAGCAAUGAAAGGAGUCACAAGAGCAAUGCAAAACAUGAAUAAACAAUUAAAUCUUCCUCAAAUACAAAAAAUAUUACACGAGUUUGAAAAACAAUCAGAGAUAAUGGAUAUGAAAGAAGAAAUUAUGAAUGAUGCAAUUGAUGAUGCAAUGGAAGAUGAAGGUGAUGAAGAAGAAAGUGAUGCUAUUGUGUCACAAGUUUUGGAUGAGUUAGGCCUUCAAUUAACAGAUCAAUUGUCUGGUUUACCACAAGCUUCUGGUUCAUUAAGUGUAGCAAGUUCUAAGCAGCCAGUUGCAACUGCGACAGGAAAUGAUGAAGGUGGAAAUGUUGCAGAUGCGGAUGCAGAUCUUCAUGCUAGGCUUGAAAAUUUACGACGUGAAUAAGAAAGUAUAUUAUGUAACUGAAAUGUAUAAAAGAUGUAAAAAAAACAUUGAUGUUGUAAGCAUAAUUAAUUUUAUAAUUUGCUUUAUAUUUUAGUUAAAAGCAAACACUUUUAUUAUAGCACUUGUUUUUUAAUCACUUAUUCUUUUAAUCAAUUAAGAAUUCAUGAAUGAAUGAUAAACAAAGGCAUCUAUUUAGAUUAUGUAUUAAUCUAUAGUCUUACAUUUUUAUAAAAAAAAAAAAAAAAAAAAUGUUAACCCCUAAAAAGGGGCGUAAAACUCAUGGCGUAUGAUUACAAUGAUAUUUUUCUUAUGGAUGAAUUUUCAUAACAUAUAGAA